Botrytis cinerea B05.10 is the source of this 1733-nucleotide messenger RNA. It is a transcript of the gene Bcrad28, whose product is annotated as Bcrad28. Gene Ontology annotation, molecular function: protein binding. Gene Ontology annotation, cellular component: nucleotide-excision repair complex; Cul4A-RING E3 ubiquitin ligase complex. NCBI's taxonomy places the organism in Eukaryota, Fungi, Ascomycota, Leotiomycetes, Helotiales, Sclerotiniaceae. Gene Ontology annotation, biological process: protein polyubiquitination; proteasome-mediated ubiquitin-dependent protein catabolic process; transcription-coupled nucleotide-excision repair. The transcript is spliced from 3 exons. The coding region runs from base 159 to 1544 and encodes 461 amino acids. The record is from RefSeq and is a predicted model, not a curated record.
GAUUCUUUCAGACUUCACUCCUAAAUAAGCAACACUUUUCAGUGCGUCGUAUACAUAAUAAGUAUUGACAUUGAGCUAUAUCAACACCACCUACCUACCUAGCUAUGUACUCCAAUUAACAUUUUUUCGGAUACAAGAGUCUAUCGUACACCAAAUGUAUGAAUCAAUUGAUCUUUGAUCGAUCAACGGGCAAUCUUGGCCCAAAUGCCUUUGCUCGCAUUCAAACUACCCAAUUAAUUCAGGCAAUCUUACCCGCCCCAAAGGUAAAAUUCAAUGGUGGUGAAAAGCCUCCGACGACUGUAGCUUCAGGUACGGAAGCUCGAGAUUACGAGCCAGCGAAGGUAUGGGCGCACCAAACUGGAGUAAACGCCUUGUCAAUAGAUAGAUUUGAUGGAAAGAUUCUUCUUUCUGGUGGUGCAGAUGCAUCGAUCAAAGUUUGGAAUCUUGAUCAAAUCCCCACCGGGGCAUCAGAAUAUACAUUCCGACCAACCGGAAUAGUCCCCAGGAGUGCUUCCGCGCAUCAAUAUGGCAUUACACAUCUUAGUUUCUAUCCUUUCGAUUCUGCUGCGUUUCUCUCUUCGUCGUACGAUCAUCACCUAAAACUAUACUCCACGGAGACUCUCCAACUAUCUGCAGACUUCAAUCUAGACUCUGUAGUCUAUUCGCAUGCCGUAUCUCCCAUUGCACAACAUCUUUUGGUGGCUUGUGCAACUCAACAUCCAGCUGUCAGGCUCGUAGAUCUUCGGUCCGGCGCAAGUACACAUUCAUUAGCUGGGCAUCAUGGGGCUAUCCUCUCGGUUGCUUGGCAUCCAAAUGUUGAGCAUAUACUAGCUAGUGGUUGUGUAGACGGUACGAUUCGUGUCUGGGAUGUUCGAAAGAGUUCUGGUGCAGUGGGUUCGCUGGACUUGGAAGAUGCAAUUGGGAUUACAACUACACAUGGGAUGGCAGGUGGUCGAUCAAGAGCAUCUGCCAAGGCUCAUACCGGAGCUGUCAACGGUCUUACGUGGACGGAUAAUGGGAACUAUAUCGUAUCUGCAGCACACGAUGAACGGGUUCGAGUCUGGGAUGCAGCUACGGGUGCUAAUACUCUCGCAAGCUUUGGUCCAACAAUCAAGAAUGGUCAUCUCUCAAGUCUACCUAUAGUAGUGUCGCCCACAGCAUUAACACGCCCCAUGAAAGAACUUCUAUUCUUCCCCAACGAAAAAGAAAUUCUUGUUUUCGAACUUCAUGAAGGACGUCUUCUCAAGCGACUCAAAGUUCCUGGCCCCCCUGUAGCAGCAGUACGAUCUCGAACCGGUGAACGAAAUAUCCGAAACCGUAUCACGGCACUAGCGUGGAGGGAGCCAGUAGAUGGUAUAUAUUCCGCUCAUUCAGAUGGACAGAUUAGAGCUUGGAUACCUAGGACUGAAGAAGACAUUCAAAUGGAUCGUGAGGAAGAGGAGGAAGGCAAGAUUCAUGAUGAGGAUGAAGGGGGGAAGAGGAAGAGAAAUAUUCUCGAUGAUGUGUUUAGGGAUUUGACAAGACAGAAAAUAAGUUUUGGUUAGGCGAUCCAUCUAUCUUAAAUGCUUCUUUCUUCUAUGACUCGUUAUCACGCUGGCUUGAAAGUGCAAUGUUCAUUUAGAUACAUCCUAGAGGGCUUAGUGGCUUCGUAAACUCGACCCUGAAACUGCACCUCUAUUGAACUUCUUCAACCCCUCCUAGUUUUAAUCUCUUUUUAAAAGCUGCGGGGCUCA